Messenger RNA from Notechis scutatus (mainland tiger snake), 5012 nucleotides. Lineage: Eukaryota; Metazoa; Chordata; Lepidosauria; Squamata; Elapidae. The record is from RefSeq and is a predicted model, not a curated record.
CCAGCCCGCCCAGCCAUGGCCGAAGGAGGCGGCGAGGGGGAGGACGAUGUGCAGUUUCUGCGGACGGAUGAUGAGGUUGUCCUUCAAUGUUCCGCCGUAGUCUUCAACGAACAGCUGAAGUUAUGCCUGGCUACCGAAGGCUUUGGAAAUCGGCUCUGUUUCCUGGAACCUACCUCUAAUGCUCAGAAAGUCCCUCCGGAUCUGGCAAUAUGCUGCUUCAGUUUGGAACAAUCCUUGUCUGUACGAGCUCUUCAGGAAAUGCUGGCCAAUACUGUGGAAGCCGGGGUUGAGUCCUCACAAGGCGGUGGACAUCGGACUCUGCUGUAUGGACACGCUAUUCUUCUCCGGCAUUCCCACAGCGGCAUGUAUUUAAGCUGCCUGACCACCUCGCGUUCCUUGACGGAUAAACUCGCCUUCGACGUGGGUCUUCAAGAAGAUGCUUCAGACUCCAACCCAGGGGAAGCGUGUUGGUGGACCAUCCACCCUGCCUCGAAGCAGCGGUCGGAAGGGGAGAAGGUGCGCGUGGGGGACGACCUCAUCCUCGUCAGCGUCUCCUCCGAGCGGUAUCUGCACUUGUCCACCGCCAGUGGAGAACUUCAAGCUGAUGCAUCCUUCAUGCAAACGCUUUGGAACAUGAAUCCCAUCAGUUCUGGCUGCGAAGAAGGGUAUGUGACUGGCGGCCAUGUCAUGCGCCUCUUCCACGGCCACAUGGAUGAAUGCCUCACCAUCUCCACCACGGACCAGAAUGAAGAGCAGCGCAGGCUGGUCAACUAUGAAGGAGGUCCCGUUUGUUCCCAGGCCCGAUCACUCUGGCGCCUGGAGCCCCUGCGCAUCAGCUGGAGUGGCAGCCACAUGAAAUGGGGUCAACCCUUUCGUGUCCGUCAUGUCACCACGGGACGCUACUUGGCCCUGACUGAGGAGAAGGGGCUGGUGGUGGUGGACGCUGAGAAGGCCAACACCAAAGCAACAUCGUUCUGCUUCCGGGUCUCAAAGAUCGUCUUGCCUCCACACCUUGAGAAGAUCCGGGAGAAACUGGCAGAGAAUAUCCACGAAUUGUGGGCACUGACUCGCAUCGAGCAGGGAUGGAUUUACGGGCCGGUCCGGGAUGACAACAAACACCUGCACCCAUGUUUGUUGGAUUUCCACAGCCUUCCUGAGCCGGAGCGCAAUUACAACCUGCAGAUGUCAGGCGAGACCCUCAAGACCUUGCUUGCUCUGGGCUGCCAUGUGGGGAUGGCGGAUGAGAAAGCCGAAGAGAACCUCAAGAAAACCAAGCUGCCUAAAACGUACAUGAUGUCCAAUGGCUACAAACCGGCACCCUUGGAUCUCAACCACAUCAAGCUCACUCCAGCCCAAAAUACGUUGGUGGACAAACUGGCUGAGAACGGACACAAUGUCUGGGCACGGGAUCGGGUCCAACAGGGCUGGACGUACAGCGUUGUGCAGGACAUCAAAAACAAGCGCAACCCCCGUCUGGUGCCCUAUCACCUCCUCGAUGAGAGGACCAAGAAGACCAACCGGGACAGCUUGCGGGAAGCGGUGCGAACCCUCCUUGGCUACGGAUACAACAUUGAACCCCCAGAUCAGGAAGCCUCUCUAGAACUGACCAAGGGCCGGCUGGAAAAAGUCCGCAUUUUCCGCGCUGAGCAGUUCUACGCAGUAAAGACGGGCAAGUGGUAUUUUGAGUUCGAGGCCGUCACUACUGGCGAGAUGCGGGUUGGGUGGGCCCGGCCGAACGUGAGACCUGACGUGGAGCUGGGCGCUGACAACCUCUCCUAUGUCUUCAAUGGGCAUCGGGGUCAACGUUGGCACAUAGGGAGUGAGCCUUUUGGUCGCCCAUGGCAACCAGGAGAUGUGGUUGGAUGCAUGAUUGACCUGACGGAUAACCACAUCAUGUUUACACUGAAUGGGGAGAUGCUGAUCAGUGACUCGGGAUCAGAGCUGGCCUUCAAAGAAAUAGAGACCGAAGAUGGCUUCAUCCCAGUGUGCAGCUUGGGCCUCUCCCAAGUGGGACGACUCAACUUGGGUCAGGAUGUCAGCAGCCUUCGCUAUUUCACCAUCUGUGGUCUCCAAGAAGGUUACGAACCCUUUGCAAUCAACACGAAGCGGGAAGUCACCAUGUGGUUCAGCAAAAGCCUGCCUCAGUUUUCCCCCGUGCCCGAUGAGCACCCUCACUACGAGGUGUCACGGAUUGAUGGCACUGUGGACAACCCGCCAUGUCUAAAGCUGACGCACCGAACGUUCGGCUCCCAGAAUGCUAUUGUGGAACUCCUCUUCCUGCGUCUCAGUAUGCCAGUGGAGUUCCAUGAGAAGUUCAAGGUCCUCGCUGGUACCACUCCACUCACUCACGCGCUCACCAUCCCUGAAGAUGAAGUCAAGGAAGUUGACCUUGAUUCCGAGUUUGAGCAGUUGAAGAAAACCGCCAGCCGCAAGGAAGCUGAGGAAGCCGAGAAGGAGAAACAAGGCCCGGGUUCUCCAGCCGCUCACAAGGAGUCAUCCAAAGAGGCCCCCAAAGCAGAGAAUGAGAAGGAUUCCUCCAAUGAGAAAAGCAAAGCCAAAAGAGGCUUCUUGUUCAAAGCCAAGAAAGCCACUACCCUCAUUAGCCCUGCUCCUGUAGUCUCCACAGUACCUCGACUUGAAGAGGAAGUAGUUCCCGAUGACCGGGAUGAUACAGAGAUCAUCAUGAACACCACAACGUAUUACUACUCGGUCCGGAUAUUUGCAGGCCAAGAGCCCACUACUGUCUGGGUAGGUUGGGUGACCCCUGAUUACCACCAGCAUGAUAUGAACUUCGACCUCACGAAGGUGCGCAACGUCACAGUCACCAUGGGUGACGACAAGGGAAAUAUCCACGACAGCAUCAAGAGAAACAACUGCUACAUGGUGUGGGGAGGGGAUUUUGUCAGCAGCACCCAGCAGACCCGAGUUAGCACGGUGGAUCUGGUGAUCGGUUGCCUUGUGGAUUUGGCCACAGGGCUCAUGACUUUCACAGCCAAUGGGAAAGAAGUCAACACCUUCUUCCAGGUGGAGCCCAACACAAAACUGUUUCCCGCCGUUGUCGCUCUCCCAACAAACCAGAAUGUCAUGCAAUUUGAACUGGGCAAACUGAAGAAUAUUAUGCCAAUAUCAGCUGCCAUGUUCCGGAGCGAGCGGAAAAACCCGGAGCCCCAGUGCCCACCUCGCCUUGCCAUUCAAAUGCUGGCCCCCAUGACUUGGAGCCGUAUGCCCAAUGAGUUUCUACGGGUGGAUGUUGCUCGCUUUAGCGACCGUCAUGGCUGGAUAGUUGAAUGCCUGGAACCAAACAUAAUGAUGGCUCUCCACAUCCCAGAGGAAAACCGGUGUAUAGACAUUCUGGAAUUGUCCGAGCGCCAAGACCUGUUGACUUUCCAUUCCCAUAGUCUGAAGUUGUACUGUGCCGUGUGCGCUUUGGGCAACAACCGAGUGGCCCAUGCCUUGUGCAGCCACGUGGACGAGUCACAAUUGCUUUACGCCAUCGAGAGCAACCAUCUUCCAGGUCUGCUGCGUAGUGGCUACUACGACCUCCUUAUCGGCAUGCACCUGGAGUCGGCCAAGCGUUCCCGUCUCAUGAUGAACAGUGAGUUCAUUGUCCCCAUGACGGAUGAGACCAAGACCAUCACGCUGUUCCCGGAUGGCAUGAAGAAACCCGGGUUGCCCGGGGUGGGGAUGAGCACCUGCCUGCGCCCUCCGCUCCACUUCUCUGACACCUGCUUUGUCAGCACCAGCUCUGAGCUCUACCAGCUGAGUCCUUCCAUCCCGCUGGAUGUGCUGAAGGUGAAGGCCAUCAACAUGCUGACAGAGGCUGUCCAAGAUGGAGGGCAACAUACCCGUGACCCCGUCGGGGGUAGUGUGGAGUUCCAGUUUGUGCCCGUUCUGAAGUUGGUCUGCACCCUCCUCAUCAUGGGUGUGUUUGGGGACGAAGACGUGUGCCAUAUCCUCAAGAUGAUUGACCCCAACGUCUUUGGAGAAUCCAAAGAGGAGGAGGAAGAAGUUCCGGGGGAUGCUGAGAAGGGGGCAGGGGAAGGGGAAGGAGAAGACCAGGGCUAUGUGGAUGAGGAGGAGGAGGAGGAGGAAGCAGGAGAGGAAGAGGAGGAGGAGGAGAAAGAAGCUGGAGGGGAGCAGAAGGAAGAAGCCGAAGAAGGAGAAAAGCAAGAGCUGAAGGCCAUUGAGGCUGGAGAAGCUGAAGCCAGAGAAGACGAGGAAGGACUGGAAGAAGGCCUACUGCAAAUGAAGCUUCCGGAAUCAGUCAAGUUGCAGAUGUGCAACCUGUUACAGUUCUUCUGGGACCGCGAGCUGCAGCACCGCGUGGAAGCCAUCAUCGCUUUCUCGGAGCGCUAUAUGGACAGGCUGCAGACCAACCAACGGCAGCGUUACUCAACACUGAUGCAAGCCUUCACCAUGUCGGCUGCGGAGACUGCUCGACGCACUCGGGAAUUCCGGUCUCCUCCCCAGGAGCAGAUCAACAUGCUGCUACAAUUCAAGAAUGGAGCCGAUAUUGAGGAUUGCCCGGUACCUGAAGAGAUCCGGGAUGAAUUAUUGGAAUUUCAUACUGAUCUGCUAGCCCAUUGCGGAAUCCAAAGCGAGGGGGAGGAGGAACAGGAAGAGGAAGAUACUUCCUUCCACCGGCGGUUGAUGAAUUUGGUGGAGAAGGUGGUGAACCUUCGCAAGAAAAAAGAAGAAGGGCAAGAUGAGCAGCCUCCGGAAGAGGAACCAAAACCAAGCACAUUGCAAGAGCUGAUCUCCCACACGAUGGUCCAUUGGGCCCAGGAGUCCUUCGUCCAGAACCCAGAGCUAGUCCGGUUGAUGUUCAGCCUCCUCCAUCGGCAGUACGACGGCCUCGGUGAGCUUAUCCGUGCUAUGCCCAAGGCGUAUACCAUCAAUGCCAACUCGGUGGAGGAUACCAUGAGUCUGCUGGAGUGCCUGGGGCAGAUCCGCUCGCUGCUCAUCGUUCAGAUGGGGCUUGAAGAGGAGAACCUGAUGAUCCAGAGCAUUGG